Messenger RNA from Eurytemora carolleeae, 494 nucleotides. RefSeq lists its product as uncharacterized. Lineage: Eukaryota; Metazoa; Arthropoda; Copepoda; Calanoida; Temoridae. The record is from RefSeq and is a predicted model, not a curated record.
UUUAAGCGUGGAUGAGUUAAACCUUGAACUAGAACUGAUUGAUACCUGGAGAAUAAUGAGUUUAGCUCCAACCCUACCUGAACUUACCAGGGUCGGAGUACGUCGAGCUAAACCUCUCCAUCUUCACAAUAUAUCUCUGGACCUGGUGGGGAGAUGGUUUAGGAAAACCAGAUUUAUCAAAUCUCAAGGUGAAGGUCGGAACGUUCAAAGAACUAGAAUAAUUAAAUCCUCUGGUUUCUGGACCAGGUCCCGGGUCCAAGACCUGAGAAGGGCUGAGGUCCGAGCAAUUCGAAAAUGGUCCCGGUUCUCCCGGACCAACCGGAUGAGGAACCCGCUUCGUAUCCUGAUACACGCUGAGUUUAAGAAGUUUGGUUGUAUCCCGCUGGAUGCUACCCAGGUACUAGCAAGGAUUGUACACGAGAGAGACCUGGAGAGAAGAAGGAGAAGUUCUGCUGAAAAUAUUAUUGUUUCAACCUUACACAAGGAAUAUCUAG